Molecule: messenger RNA, 4561 nt
Organism: Aricia agestis (brown argus)
Lineage: Eukaryota; Metazoa; Arthropoda; Insecta; Lepidoptera; Lycaenidae
Exons: 3
Coding region: 44-4561 (1505 amino acids)
Source: RefSeq, a predicted model, not a curated record
UUUUAAGUAAUGUUAGUUUUAAGGUUAGGGCCCCUCGUGCGCAAUGGAGAACGCGCGUGUGUUGCGCUCGGGCAAGUCCACGCCCUCGCGGGAAGAGACGCCAUCGUCAGGGCAGACCACGACCCACGAGACCAACACAUGGAGCAGAGGCACCGGCGUUGAAGACACGACGGAGAGCAGCACGCGUACCGACGCUAGGGCCAAACUAAAUUCAGUACCCGCACAAAUCGACAACGUAGUCGAAAAUGUAGGAAGUGCGCCGGGCACUAUAGUUAACGUCCCCGGGGACAGAGCAAGCAGCAAAUUAUCCGCGUUGCAGGCCGAAUUAGAGUAUCACAACUCCGAACUAGCACGGGCUAGGGCGGCGUCCGCAGCUGCCAUGAGUCGGCUGGAAAUAGCUAGGAUAGAGCUAGGAGAAUCCACCGACGCGGACCAGCCACCCAGAUCGAAUAAAACCCGAGUUGAAGGCUGGAUCUCGGAGCAAUGUGUUAGGCCGUCAACAAGCGCUCAAAACCCGGGACGAGACCCGCGUCCGACUGAAAACAUCGAACCGCGCGCCGGUAACACGUCGCUUAGCGACAUGACAUUGCUAGCCAACGCGAUAGUUCAAGCGGUCAAUUCGAGUAGGUCGGAAGCGGCGCCUAAAUUCAUUCAUGAGUUGCCCCACUUCGACGGAACAAUUACGGAGUGGAUGGCUUUUAAAUCCGUUUUUAAUGACACCGCGGAUAUGUUCUCGGACAUUCAAAAUGUAGCUAGGUUAAGAAAAGCAUUAAGAGGCGCGGCCCGCGAAACAGUUAGAGCUUUGCUGUACACAGUAUCGGACCCGUACGAAAUAAUAGAUACGCUAGAACGGCGAUACGGCAGGCCAGAACUACUUAUUCUCUCCGAAAUCGAAAACAUAAAACGUUUACCCCGUAUGACGGAAGACGGGCGCAAUGUUAGUAGUUUCGCGAGUAAAAUAUCAAACACGGUAGCGGCCAUAAAGUCACUUAACCAGCCACAAUAUUUGUAUUCUCCCGAGUUAGUGGGUCGAAUAGUCGACAAGUUAAAUAUUAUUUUAAAAUAUAAGUGGUACGAGUUCAAAUCUGAACGACCCGGAGCACCGGAGCUCGAAUUAAUGGCUAGAUUUUUAAAUACUAUGGCGGAUCAGUGCGGCGCGAUGUUCGCAUACGAAACAGCUAGGGAGGAAAGGAGAGGCAAGAUGAAACCUCGCGCGGUAAACACGACUCGCACACGGACUCAUAGAUCGACGCGUUAUGAUAGCGAUAGUUCCUGUGAUAGAUCAGAUUGCGAAGUCACGUACGAGCCGCGUAAUACCGUAGCAGCCGCGUUCAAACCCUCAGCUAAAAAGGCCGAACCAUUCAGGCCGAAGCAUCGCACGCCGCGCCCCGCGACAGAGGCGCCACGCUCCGCGACGGAAGCGCCGUCAAACUCGUCCAAUAGAAAUAAUUGUCCCGUAUGUUCAGGCUCCCAUACGACUAUUAAUUGUGCAGAUUUUAUUAAACUUAGCGUAUCGGAAAGAUGGGACGCAGCUAAAAAUAGUAAACUUUGCUUUAGAUGUCUAAAUAACUCGCACGGGCGAACUUUCAGAUGUAAAUAUAUUCCGUGCGGUAUAAACGGUUGCGAAGCGUCUCAUAAUAAGCUAUUACACGGCAGCGGCAGUGCAGCGCCGCCCGCAAGCGGCAAUGUUAGCUCAAUAAAUCACGUUCGUGCGUCAAACACCUACCUCAAAGUAGUGCCGGUUGAGAUAAGUGGCCCAGUGGGCACCACCGCUACAUACGCCUUGCUGGACGAGGGCUCUACAUUGACCCUAGUUGAGCGUACGGUAGCGGACAGUGUAGCACCCAGGGGUCGCAGCCAGCUACUUAAGUUGGAAGGGGUAGGCGGUAACCAAAUUGACGACCCCGAAUCGUGCAACAUAUCGCUAACAAUCCGCGGCGCGUGUAGUCGAAAUCUAGAAAAAAUGAACGCGAGCACAAUUAGUAAUUUGAACCUUACGCCGCAGUCCGUAAGCAAGGACCUAGUUAGACAGUGCAGCCACCUAGCGGAAUUAGAAGACGAACUGUGUUACGAGCAGGCUAAGCCUACGAUACUUAUCGGCCAAGAUAACUGGCACUUAAUUACGUCUCGACAAUUACGUAUCGGAAAUAAGGGUCAGCCAGUGGCGUCGUUAACUAAAUUAGGAUGGGUCCUGCACGGGCAGGACGCAAGCUCGCGUAAUUUAAAUAAUAUUCAGUUCAUAAGUCACGUAAGAACGUCGCAGUCAGAGGAUCCCGCGUUAGAAUUGAUAAGGAAUUAUUUUAGCAUAGAGUCGUUAGGUAUAGAGCCGCGUAAACCUAAAGCGGAUCCGGACGAGCGCGCGUUAACUGUUUUAAAUAGAACUUGCAAUAAAAUGAACGAUUGCGAUCGGUAUGAGUCAGGCUUAUUGUGGAAAACCGACAAUGAAGUAAUGCCGGACAAUAAGAAACAAGCCCUAAGCCAACUAGUGAGCACCCCAGCCACAUCACCUCGCACCUGGUACUUACCUCAUUUUUCAGUGGUUCAUCCCCAAAAAGGUAAGGUGCGACUGGUUUUUGACGCUGCGGCUAAAUGUGGGGGAAAAUGCUUGAAUGAUGCGCUACUAACCGGGCCCGACUUAUUGCAGUCGCUUUUCGGCGUUUUAGUUAGGUUCCGCGAAGGAAAAAUAGCAGUAGUAGCGGACAUCAAAGAGAUGUUCUUACAAAUAAAAGUGAUUGAGUCGGAUCGCGACAGCCUUCGUUUUCUGUGGCGAGGCGACGAUAGAAACAUCCCCCCGCGAGAAUACCGUAUGACCUCGCUUAUUUUUGGGGCGGCCUCAUCGCCGUGCGUGGCCAUUCAUGUUAAAAAUAAAAACGCGCAAAACUUUAGUUCAGAGUACCCGAAGGUAGCUAAAGCUGCGGAACGGAACUUUUAUAUGGACGAUUACUUAGACUCAUUCGACGACGCGGACGAAGCCAGGCAAGCGGUCAAUGCCAUGUAUAGGAUUAACUUAGGCGCUUCGUUCGAGUUACGCGGUUGGGCGUCGAAUGUGCCCGAGGUAAUAAAAGACGUUUCCGAUAAGCGAAUUAGCGGCGCGACGACUUUAGGAAAAAGCGAUACAGAGAGGACUUUAGGUCUCAUUUGGAACCACGCUCGCGACACUCUAGGAUUUAACGUGAACCUCAGAAACACGCCAUCUAGUGUAAUUUCAGGGGAAAUUUUACCCACCAAGAGGCAAGUCACUUGCGCCGUCAUGUCGGUUUUCGACCCGUUAGGAUUAGUUUCGCCGGUAACUAUGGUAGGUAAGUGCCUCAUUCAGGAAAUAUGGCGUAGUGGCGUAGGUUGGGACGAUCCUAUAACUAAGGAACACCACAUUACGUGGAUGUCGUUUAUUAAUAAUUUAAACUUGCUGAGGACUUUCGAAAUAGAAAGAUACGUACCUGCCCCGCCCUCUGGCGAGGGGGAGUUACACAUAUUUUGCGAUGCUAGCGAAAAAGUUUAUUCGGCCGCAGUUUAUUUCGUUAGCAUGAAUAAUAACACAAAGACGGCUAGAUUAGUUACGGGAAAGGCGAAAGUAGCGCCGUUGAAACCAAUUUCGAUACCGCGAUUAGAGUUGCAAGCCGCGGUUCUUGGUUCCCGCUUGGCAGAGUCAGUAAAACGGGAAUCUGACUACAAAAUUACAAAGUCGUAUUACUGGUCGGAUUCAAAAACGGUAUUAGCUUGGAUUAGGUCCGAUCCGCGUACUUUCAAGUCGUUUGUCGCGCACCGGCUAGCCGAGAUCGAAAGUACAACGACCCCGGCCGACUGGCGAUGGGUGCCGAGCGCCGACAACGUCGCGGACGACGCUACCAAGGGCAUUCCGGUGAAUUUUAGUUCGACACACAGAUGGUUUACAGGACCUAGCUUUAUUUUAGACGACCCCGCGACAUGGCCGUGCGAAAAGCGGACCGCGGCUCCCUUACCCCCUUCAGGGGAGGAGAGAAUAAUUAAGCAGGUUCACGUCUGUGUAGACCAUGUAAAUAACGAUUACUUGCCUAAAGUUGAAAGGUUUUCGAAGUAUAAGCGCCUGGUACGCGCUGCUGCCACCGUCUUGCUCUCGGCUGAGGCAUUUAAAGCCAAAUUGCUCAAGAGAAAAGUAAAUACGGAAAUCUCUCCUGAUCACAUCAGACUAGCAGAAUUGCUGCUUAUCAAGAGGAGUCAGAACAUCUCGUUCGCGGACGAUAUAAAGACGAUAGAGGCUGGGCAACGACCUCCGAAGAGGUCCCCCUUUCACAAACUUGCUGUGAAACUCGACCGCAGCGGGAUAUUAUACCUCGAUAGCAGAGUUAAGGAAGAAUAUAAUCUGCCUGUCCUACAUGCGAAGGAAGAAUUUACCCGACUGUUAGUGCAUCACACGCACGCAGUAUUUAACCACGGCAAUCACCAAACCGUGAUGAACGAGCUCCGACAGCGCUACCACAUAAUUGGACUACGCAGCAUCCUUCGCUAUAUCUCGUCUGAUUCUCGUAAGCAGCCAGGAAUAAAACGUUUCGGUGCUUGCGCACGAGGGGGAGACUGUAAAUAA